This is a messenger RNA of Octopus sinensis (East Asian common octopus), 3406 nucleotides long. Its product is annotated as probable chitinase 10. The coding region runs from base 90 to 3344 and encodes 1084 amino acids. The transcript is spliced from 23 exons. Gene Ontology annotation, molecular function: chitin binding; chitinase activity. Gene Ontology annotation, biological process: carbohydrate metabolic process; chitin catabolic process. The record is from RefSeq and is a predicted model, not a curated record. Gene Ontology annotation, cellular component: extracellular region. NCBI's taxonomy places the organism in Eukaryota, Metazoa, Mollusca, Cephalopoda, Octopoda, Octopodidae.
CGAACGAAAGAAAGACCUCAACCUCGAUACACUUAUCACCUUAUGUUGAUUCUCAGCAACCACUUUUUAUCUGGGAAAUCAAAGAGCUGAUGAUAUUCGCGAUGCUGUCAAAGAAGUGCGUGAUGGCCAUCCUUCGGUUACUGACUCUCUCGACUCUCCUGACUCUCAUUGCUACCAAAAACGCCACUUAUAAGCGCGUAUGUUACUAUACAAACUGGUCCCAGACUGUGCCGGGUGCAGCUAAAUUUGAACCGGAAUACAUAAACCCCUACUACUGUACACAUAUUUGCUAUGCAUUUGCCAAACUUGAUGGGAAUCACAUUGCUCCCACGUAUCCUAAUGAUGAAUCCAGACCCUGGUUGAAGGGCUUGUAUGAAAGAACUCUAAACCUGAAGAAAAUAAACCCUUCUUUGAAAAUCCUGAUUUCUCUGGGUGGUUGGGACAUGGGAUCUGCCCCCUUCACUGCAAUGGUUUCUUCUGCUGCCAGCAGAACGGAUUUCAUCGAUCAUGCCAUAACUUGGAUGAGGAAGAGAGGCUUUGACGGUUUAGAUGUUGACUGGGAGUAUCCAGCCAACCGUGGCAGUCCACCUGAAGACAAAAACAGAUUUUCGAUGCUUAUUAAGGAAGCCAGGCAGGCAUUUGAAGCUGAGGCGAAGAAAUCUGGUAAAGAUAGACUUCUGUUGAUAAGUGCUGUACCCACGGCAAAAUAUGCAGUAGAUUCCGGUUAUGACGUGGCCACCCUUUCAAAGUACUUCGAUUUCUUUGUUGUGAUGACAUACGAUUUUCACGGAACUUGGGAAUCCUUUACGGGACACAAUAGCCCUCUCUUUGUCCGAGCUAAUGAACAAGCCUUGCAAAGGACACGGAAUAUGGAAUGGGCUAUCGAUUACUGGAUCCACUUAGGGGCGGCACCCGAGAAGUUGCUUAUUGGUUUACCAAUGUAUGGACGGGGAUUUACUCUAGCGUCUAAAACUAACCACGAACCGGGGGAUGCUCAAACCGGUCCAGGCAUUGCUGGCAAAUUUACCAAGGAGAAAGGGGUCCAAUCAUAUUAUGAAAUCUGUUUGAUGAUCCAAUCAGGCGGGAAAGUUUUCUGGAUCGAAGAACAGAAAGUACCCUAUAUCGUCAAAGAUGAUCAGUGGUUCGGAUACGAUAAUCCGAAAAGCUUGAAGUUAAAGGUGGAAUGGAUGAAGUCAAGAGGCCUAGGUGGCAUUGCGGUCUGGGCACUACCGUUGGAUGAUUUCUCUGGUAUGUGUGGAGAGAAGUAUCCGCUGAUGAAAGCUAUACUCGAAGCUCUUGGAGUCAAUCUUAACAGUACUUCACAAAGAACGACCACCCCAACUGAACCUCCAGAUGUGGCUACACUCUCUCCACGUAAAGACGACAAACUCUGUAGAGGCGUUGCUGAUGGCAUCUAUCCAUACCCGAAAUCCUGUACCAAGUAUGUGGUAUGCAUCAAUGAACAGGCAUUUGUGGAUAAAUGUGAAGCUGGUUUUUGGAAUAUGAAAUGGAAAAAGUGCGAUUCGAAACCAGAUUCUCAAUGUACACAAGUGAUGAACACUACGAAGUCAAAAACGCUACGGCAUCAACGACCGCAGCGAAGGAAUGGUCGUGCCAUGGAAAGGCUGAUGGUAAAUAUGUGGAUCCAACGGAUUGCAACUUCUACUACCAAUGUUCGAACAAUGAUUUCUCUUAGGUUGCUGGUGAUUCUAGCUCUGUGCAGUGUCGGCUGCCAGGCUUACCGUCGUGUUUGCUACCAUACUAACUGGUCCCAGUACAGACCGGCUGGCGGCAAAUAUUUCCCUGAGAGUAUCGACCCAACACUCUGCACCCACAUCUGUUAUGCUUUUGCCAAACUGAACGGAAACCACCUCCACGCUUUCGAAUGGAACGAUGAAUCUGAGCCAUGGAUGAAGGGAAUGUACGAAAGGACGAUGGCCAUGAGAAGACUGAACCCGUCUGUAAAGAUCUUGAUCUCCGUCGGUGGCUGGAACAUGGCAUCUGCUCCCUUUACUGCGAUGGUUGCUUCUGCUGCCAACCGAAAAUCUUUUAUCGAUCAUGCCAUAACUUGGAUGAGAAAGAGAGGCUUUGACGGUUUAGAUCUUGACUGGGAGUAUCCAGCCAACCGUGGCAGUCCUCCUGAAGACAAAAACAGAUUUUCAGCACUCGUAAGGGAAACGAAGAUGGCGUUCGAAGCUGAAGCGAAAUCAAGUGGCAAAGAUAGACUUUUGUUGGCCUGUGCUGUCUCCGCUGGACAAGACAAAAUAGACACUGGCUAUGACAUUCCAGAGAUUUCCAAGUACUUCGAUUUCAUCACAAUUAUGACAUAUGACCUUCACGGAGCCUGGGAAAAGUUUACCGGACACAACAGUCCACUUCACGUGAGGAGCGAUGAAACAGGACUGCAAAGACACCUAAAUGUGGAAUGGGCAGCGAACUACUGGGUGAAAAAAGGCGCCCCCAAAAGUAUAUUAAAUGUGGGCUUGGCCCUUUAUGGACGUGGCUUCACACUUAGCAACCCAGCACAAAGCAAACCUGGUGACCCCGUCAAAGGAGCUGCCAAUAAAGGACCUUUUACCAGAGAAGGCGGAUUCCUGUCUUACUAUGAGAUCUGUAAAAUGAUAGCAACUGGAGGCAAGGUGUCUUGGAUCAAAGACCAAGAAGUUCCAUAUGUUGUGAAGGGCAACCAAUGGAUUGGAUUCGAUAACCCAAAGAGUUUAACUAUUAAGGUUAACUGGAUCAAGGCAAAUGGUUUUGGAGGCAUUGCUGUCUGGGCCCUACCUCUUGAUGACUUUAGCGGUCAGUGUGGAGGAGAGAAAUAUCCUUUGAUGAAAUCCAUAGUGAGAGCAUUAGGAGACAAAAUCGUUGUCCCAUCUCAUAUAGUCCCGGUCAAAACCACACCAAAAACCAUCAUUACCCUUCCUCCCAAGAAAGAUGAUGUUCUGUGCCAGGGUAAACCAGAUGGCACUUAUUCCCAUCCAAAGAGUUGCUCCGAAUAUGUUUUCUGUGUCAACGGUCGAUCAUUUAUAGAGCAAUGUAAAGUUGGAUUGUGGAACCAAAACAAAGGACUGUGUGAUCCUGACCCUAAUUUCAAGUGCACAAUUGGGGGUAAAGUGGUGACAAAUAAACCAAGUACUCAAAAACCCGUCACCCCUGGUAAAGGAGGAUCAACACAUUUCUGCGAGGGAAAAAGUGAUGGUUUGUAUGUUGACCCCAAAGAUUGUACAUAUUACUACCAAUGUUCCUUCGGUUUAACCUUCCAUGAACGCUGUGGACCCAGAACUGGAUUUGAUCCCAAAAUAAAGGCCUGCAACUUUGUGGCACAAAUUCCUGGUUGUUCUUAAGUUGAAAUUAUAAAUCGAAAGAGUUUUAAAAUGAAAAUAAAAAAAAAAAAAUACAAAAUAAA